Molecule: messenger RNA, 530 nt
Organism: Vicia villosa (hairy vetch)
Lineage: Eukaryota; Viridiplantae; Streptophyta; Magnoliopsida; Fabales; Fabaceae
Product: non-specific lipid-transfer protein 1-like
Exons: 2
Coding region: 19-366 (115 amino acids)
Biological process (GO): lipid transport
Cellular component (GO): membrane
Molecular function (GO): lipid binding
Source: RefSeq, a predicted model, not a curated record
UUUAAUUUCUUACCAUCAAUGGGCAACUUCAAGUUAGCAUGUGUUGUUAUGAUGUUGAUCACUUUGCUGUAUGCACAAAAUGGUGCUGCAGUUUCAUGUGGACAAGUCACUAGUAGCCUUGUGCCAUGCAUGGGUUAUGUUCAGAAUGGUGGUGCUGUUUCGCCGCGUUGUUGUUAUGGCAUUAGAGGGUUAGUUAACGGGGCUAGGACCACGGCUGACCGUCGUGCCGCUUGCUCUUGCUUGAAGUCAGCUGCUGCUUCUCUCAAAAGAAUCAAUGUAGGCUAUGUUGCUGCACUCCCCGGCAAAUGUGGGGUUAAUAUCCCUUACAAGAUUAGUGCUUCCACCAACUGUGCUAGUAUUAGGUAAGAUGGAAUGUUGCGAAUGAUGAGAUGAAUCUUCGACAAGAAAUUAUAUAAGAGGAACUACUAGUAUAAACUUUUAAAGAGAAUAAUAAGAGGAACUAGGUCUACGGUUAUGGCCAAGCUAGUUUCGUCUUUUAUUUAAGAGUAUCACUAAGUUGUUAAACACUU